AUGGAGCUACAGCAUCGUUCAAUACAAAUAAAUUCCGUUCGCUCUCUCGCAACUUCUAUAUUAAACAACUCGUCUUCAGCAGACGUUUCUCCAAAAGGAAGCAACAAGCCUUCAACUCUAAAACAACUAUGGUCUUUAGUGAACUCUCUUAAGGGAAUUAUUUCUUCUAAUGCGGUUUCUGGGCUAGUUUCUCUUGUUCGCGCGGAAGCGUUACCUUGGCUGGACGUGCUCACUGGGCUCACCGACGCUCUAGCUACAGCUCCCUCUCAUAGUCUAACAGUAAUUAGCUUGCUUGAGGGAAUAACUAGUGUGCUCGUUUUUCAGCUUGAAAGUCAAAUUCAUACUGUUUAUCCUUUUAGCGUUAAAGGUAGAAAAGUGCAUCCGUUUAUUACUGCUGUGACAACAAAGCCUGAGACAUGGGUACCCUUACUUUCGCAAUUAGAAUUGAUAUUUGAGCCUAGUAGGUUGGCUAUCGUUAACUCAGCAGAUAAAUCAGAAUUUUUCAGUAACGCGUUGGAAAUGUUGAAGCCUUUUUUGAAUUUUGUACUUUUGGGUGGAAUAGGUGUUGAAAAACAAUGGUCUCUGGAAAUUGUUAAUUUGCUUUUUCGGUCUCUUCAAAAUACAAUUGAUGAUGAUUUAUUUAGAACGUUUCGUGAGCAAUUGUUAUAUUAUUUACUUGGAGUAUCGCAAAAGAUCCCACUUGUUUCCCACGAUCAGCAUACAGAGCGCUCUCAACUUCACCUUGUUCAGUCUUUGGUUCACGUUUUACGCGUCCCUUACAUUCGAAAUUCUUUAUCGCAUAAUUUUUUACGAGAAUACAGCUCAUCACUUGGACUACAAAUUCUCUCCCUACUAUGCGAUGCUCACUAUAAUAAACGUUCGCUCAAUGAUUAUCUCCGCCUAUUAUCACAGCUGAUUAAUCUGCAAAAUGAAACGCAGACUAUACUCUCAGAGCCUAAUUCUGUUCUCUUUUGGCCUGCACUUUGCUAUUUAUUGCUGGAUGCUCAGUCUAUCGAAUCACAAACUUUAAUUCUAGAUCUUUUGGAUGAGUCAUUAAGAAAACAAGAGCAGCAUCAAAAACAAAUUGAAGCAGCAGAUGACAAAAUACCGCCAAUGUUGAUUGACAUUGUAAUAUUGCCUUUGUUCCAGCUGGUUGCUGAGCUGGGGCCAGGAACUGUUAGGAAUCAGGCUAUGGAAUUAACUCGAAAGAUUGAAAAGUAUCGUGAAACCACAGAUCAUGAUCGGUUUCUCUCAAAUGCAGAACAAAAAGUUGAAAAAGAGGUAUCAGCCUUGCUUAAAUCUCCAAGUGUAAUUGGAACUCUUGCUGACAUUCUAGCUGCCACGAAUCGUUUUGUCAAACUAUUUGUGGCCACUUCACAAAUUAAAACGAACCCCUCUUUAUUAUUCAAUCGCAAUUCACCAUCCGAUUUACUAUUCUUGACAUCCUAUUUGUUUCACCCUAAUCCUGAGAUUCGCAUAAAAACUCUUUCUACUAUUACUGCAUUCAUUGAUAAUCCAGAACUUGCUCAAAAUCAAAAAAUUACAAUUUUCUUUAUUAUCCUUUACCUACUUAGUAACGACCCCCUUAGCUCAAUUCAUCUUCAUAUUUUUUACCAUUCUUUUCCUGAACUGAUUUCUCCGAAUGAUCCAAUAAUUACUGCUAAAUUAUUGAAAUUAUCGUUGUCUUUGGUCGAAAGAAAAGAAACCGAAAAAGAUAUGAAGUUGGGUGCGGUAGGAGUAAGGCUCUUGCACAAGUUAUGGGAAAAACAAAAAAGAUGCUGGAGAUCUUUGCGAUUCGUGCUGAGUGAGUGGGUGCAGCGUAGAAAGCUUAAAGAAAUUCUGGACCAACAUUCUGAAGAAUAUGAAAUGGAAAUCGCUGUUUUGGUUACAAUAAGAGAUAUUUGUAAAGCAAAAGCGCGAGACUAUGCAGAAGAAUUAAUUCCUUUCUUAUCGAGCUUACUUCAAUCUGUUGUUUUAUUGCCUACAAGCAUGUCUUUGAUCAUUGAAGCUUUGAAUGCUAGUGUCGAAGCUGAUGUUGUGGAUCCUCGUGCUGCAUGGACUGUAAUAUUAUCAUAUAUUGCCGAUGCAGUAAUGCAAACAAAUCCAUUGAAUAUUGAUAUAAUCUCGAGCUUAUGCCAAUUUUAUCAAAUUGCUGCUGUAAAAAGCGACGAAUCCGAAGUGUAUAUUGACUUCAAACAAGAUUUACUAUCAUCAUAUAUUCGACCGCUUAUAUUUCCUUCUUAUUCGUCAUCCAUCGUAUUGCCGGAAGUUGUUGAUACAGUUCUAUUUGAGAUAUCAUCCAAUAAAAGUAUUUUGAAGCAUGCAUUACGUGCCCUAUCUUAUUUCCGAGGGCCCGAUAUCUUGAGUAUAUUCCCUGAAUAUCCCAAAAUUUUGCUCUCGAAAAUACUUCUUGAGGUUUCUAAUGUCGAAGAAUGGCAAUUGGUAUUCAAUAAAUUGAUUCAUCAUGAGAUUGAUAAUAUGCGUCGAGGAUUAUUCAAGAACUUUUCGGGCGGUAAAUCUGCAAGUGUCGUGACGAGCACCGGAAAUGAAGUAAAUAAAAGCCAAAUUCAACAAUUUAAGGAACACUUACUUAAUAUAUCGCAAAAAGUUGUUAAAGAUUGGGAAAGCGGCACCGUAAAUCCUGGGCUUCGCAAUGGUUAUGCGAUUGCCUCGUUAAUUGCUUAUCGGCCAACUUUACCACCGUCUGAACAUAAUUCCCAAGUAGAUAUCAAAUCGACACGGUUUUAUCGAAUGAUGAUUAAUGGAAUUCAGGAUAUCGCGUUAACUGAUCAUUGGAUUGUGAGGGUUAAUGCGAUACAUUACUGGUGGAGGUUUUUUGAAAAUGGGCUACAUGAUUUUAUAAUUCAUGGAAAGAACGACGAGGAAAGCACAGUACAGAACUUGGUGAAUGAUUUGUUUGAAAGAUUGACAGAGGCCAAAUUUCCGGUUGUGUGUCAGAGUGUUAUCUUGUCCUUGACAGGUUUAUGUCUCUCUCUCAAAUCUUUGAAUAUAUUGUCUGUACAGACGCAUGCAGGCAAUACGUUACGCCAUUUGCUUAGAAACUAUGUCUCUGAAACCGCAUCAGCCAUACAUGAUCAAAAACAGGAUUGGAGUCUUAUCUCUAGUGAUGAGGUUCAGUUUGCAGUAAUGCUUACUAUAGGACACCUCGCAACAUUAAUUUCAAUGGAUGAGAGGUUGACGCGUAAAGUUGUCGAGACAAUGAUUGAACAACUUAAUGACAAAAAUUCAAGUUCCACUUCUGAGUGGGCUCCUUUCGCGUCUUGUUAUGGCCUUGGCAUUCUUUUAUCCCAUCUUGUCUCAUCCCCAACUAAAACAGUUGCAAUGUCAACUCUAUGUACAAACACCGUUUCUUAUAUCUACGAUUAUUUAUCAAACGAUAAUUUGCCAUUAAACAUCUUUCUGGGCAGCAUGCUCGGGUUAGCAAACAUUGAUCGCGAGGAAGAGCCGUUGAUAAACAAUGUAUAUCAGAAAGCGUUGGGAGCUUUACGGGAUUUUGUAGAGAUGAAUGGCAAAGAUGACGGGAAUAAAGAAUUUGUGGUUGGCUCUGUUUGGUUUCUUGCCUUUUCGCAAGGGAAAACGUCAUAUAAGGGGGAAGUUAUAGAUUUAUUAGAAAAAGCGAUGCAAAUCUCUGGGAAAGCGUGGAAAAAACACUACUUUCAUUUUGCACAAGCAUAUUCACAUGCUCUCCAAAAAAGCCUGGAACUUGAUCCGUCUUCACAUCAUUUAUCAUCAUUCAACGCACAGAUACACUCACACUUACGCAUACUAACUUCUCCUGAUUCGACAUCAAACAGUCGUCAUACAUCCAUCAUCACGUUAGGCACACUCGCAGGAAUUGAUUUUGUGUUAUUACCAUCGAUCAACGAUGGCUUUGGAAAUACUCAUUUUUUCAAAAAUUCAUCAAAAAAAAAUAUCACUGAGGUGGUGAACAGUUUGACGAGUAUUGCUGGACUUGGUACAGAAACAGCCAUGAUUAGUGACUUGAAAGGAGGUCGGCUGGCUGCUAUUAUUUUGGCGCGAUUAUUUAAAAAAGUUGAGGCAAUUGAUAGAGAAGGUAGUGGUGAGAGUGUGUCAAAUAUUGCAAGUAUUAGUUCUGAACCAAAGGAUUAUUCUCGAUUGCCUAUAACGAGUUACUUGAGAGCUUUCUUCGAUGGAUUGACUGAAAUUGCCACGAAAGGAAACCUGGCCGAUUCACCACUAUCCAUAGAAUCAGCUAAUUUAAUUCUAUCCACAUUUACUUCCUUAAAUUGUGCUCUGCCUCCUGUCAAUUGGUUUACCCUUUUAUCCAAAUUCAACAAUCCGACAUUCAAAAAAUAUAAAAUACAUCAUCAAUCUAUCUUGAUGGCAUCUCGACACGCUUCGAAGUCCUUCCCACUAAUGGAAUUUCUUGCAUACACAUUGAUUGGCUUCUCUGACAUUGAAAAAAACGACGAAGAAAUCGAGUUUAAAAAGCUGCUUAUUAAUUAUGGUCUUGCGAAAAUUUUGGAAAUUUCUGGAUUUGCAAGUAAGAAGGAUGGACCGUCUCAAGGAAAAGAUAAUAAAUUUCUGACUGAGAAACGAAUGGAUAUUAGUAAAACUGUGGUUGUCCCCAAUUCACGUGUUCUUGAAAUUGUUAAUUGCCUUGUUGCGGAUUUGUUUAAGGAUGAUGCGAGUAAAGAAGUGCAGGAAUUACAAGUGAUAUUCCUUACGACGAUGGUUGAUCAUCUCGUAUCGCCUAAUACAAAUGAUGCACACUCUGUCGGAGCAGUGACUGCACUCUAUCAGGAUCUUUUAAAAAUCCUGAAAAUAAUCUACUCAAAAUUACCUUCACCUAUUACUUCGGAACAAAUACGUGUAACUCGAUUGAUAACGCAAUGUGCAAUCUCUACGAUCGACGACCUAUCACAAAGCAAAACUGACGACUUGAAAAAAUACACAUUGGUAGUUUGCACCUUUACAGAAUUUUUUCAUCUAGACUCAUCAAAAUAUCUGACCCAAUUAUUGCAAGAAUGUUUAAUCGCAGUUGGCAAAAAUCACAAGCUGCAUCAAUCAUCUUCAAAACUUUUAUUAUUUUCUUGGAUUGCCCGAGCAAUUUGUCUUGCUAUGAUUGGUGGGAAUAAUCAGACAACAAAACAGUUGAGGCUCUCGUGGCUUGUUCGAAUACUCGAUGUUUUGAUUGUGGUGAGUAGUAAGAGAACAGACGAGUUUGACAUCUUGGAGUAUGGAGUUAAAGUUGUGUUAAGUGGAAUCGUGAAUACUUGUUGGAUUAGAGAAAAUGUGAUGAGAAAAGAGGAGGAAUGGGAUGACAGCAAGUUUUCACAGAUUGUUCAAGAUUCUGCGAGUAUAAGACGAUUAACUUUGUUAGUCCCAAAUGAAGUUGAUGCCAUGGAUAUUCAGAUCAAAGACUUUCAAAAACAGAUUAUAAAACGUUUAUUUCGGCUGCUAGAGAUUAGUCGUGAAUUGAAACCACAUGGUGAAAUACAGUUUGUAUUUAAUACUAUCUUGAAAAAGUUGGAACAUUUGAUACCAGAAGAGUCGCAGCGGAUUUUAUUAUUAGAAAAUUCUUUAUAA
This is a messenger RNA of Ambispora gerdemannii, 5571 nucleotides long. NCBI's taxonomy places the organism in Eukaryota, Fungi, Glomeromycota, Glomeromycetes, Archaeosporales, Ambisporaceae. The record is from the annotation of a GenBank genome assembly.